AUGCAGGCACCCAACACUGCGACCGGGGCAUCCAACACCGCCGAGCCAAACACCACGACAGACAAUGAGGUGUCGAUCGCUGUCGACGACCAGUAUAAUGAAGAUGACAGUGCAUCGGAAUUUGGAGUUGGCAGUGUAGCUUCGUCGAGCACUAGUGUGACCAGCUCUAUCAUGAGGUUCAGGGAAGAGAAUGGAAGAACCUAUCACGGAUACAAGGAUGGCAAAUACAUGAUGCCUAAUGACGGCAAAGAGGUUGAUCGACUUGAUCUCCAACACAACUUGUUCAUGCUCACAUUCGACGGGAAGCUGGCAACUGCGCCCCCGAACGAACGUGGCUCGAAUGUGAAGAGGGUUCUCGACAUCGGCACCGGUAGCGGUAUCUGGGCGAUGGACUUUGGCGAUGAACACCCUGAAGCCGAGGUUCUUGGUAUUGACCUUUCUCCCGUGCAGCCGGAAUUCACGCCGCCAAACGUCAAGUUCGAGAUCGACGAUUUUGAGGAGGCGUGGACCUACACGCAACCAUUCGAUUACAUCCACAGUCGCAUGAUGACGGGUUGCGUUGCCGACUGGAAAGAAUAUUUUCAAAAGUGCUUUGACAACUUAUCGCCGGGCGGAUAUUUCGAACUCGUUGAGCCUGAUAUUGUCGUAAAAUCGGACGACGGGACCCUCAAGCCAGACCACACAAUCGUCAAAACAGGCAACUUGAUGAUUGAGGCGACAGCAGCUGUCGGACGAAUGUUCCAACAAAUCAGUCAUUUGAAGCCGGUUCUAAUGGAGGUGGGCUUUGAGGAUGUAACACUACAACAGUUCAAGUGGCCGGUGAAUUCCUGGCCUAAGGACCCCAAGAUGAAAGAGCUUGGAAUGUGGCACAACGAGAAUCUUCUGCUGGGGUGGGAGGCUAUUUGCAUGGCGCCGCUGGUGAGAGGCCUCGGGUGGUCUUAUGCUGAAGUCCAGGUUCUUCUGGCCGAGAAUCGCAGGGACUUCAACAACCGGAACAUUCACUCUUACUUUCCCAUUUGGACAAUGUAUGGAAGAAAGCCACAGAAGAAGGAAUGA
Molecule: messenger RNA, 1056 nt
Organism: Colletotrichum karsti
Lineage: Eukaryota; Fungi; Ascomycota; Sordariomycetes; Glomerellales; Glomerellaceae
Exons: 9
Coding region: 1-1056 (351 amino acids)
Molecular function (GO): methyltransferase activity
Source: RefSeq, a predicted model, not a curated record